Molecule: messenger RNA, 585 nt
Organism: Colletotrichum truncatum
Lineage: Eukaryota; Fungi; Ascomycota; Sordariomycetes; Glomerellales; Glomerellaceae
Source: RefSeq, a predicted model, not a curated record
AUGCGCCUGUCGUUUCCAGCAGCCCCGUCCAGGCAGUCUAUCGUCACUCGGUCGCUCGGUACCGAUGGCCAAGCCGACGAUUCAGCAAGCGGCCUGGAAAUCGCGCUGGCGCAAUUUCAGGCAAUGCUGACUGAUGAAGAGCGGCAACAGAAGGCUUGGGCCGCCCUAACAAACUCCUUUGAAUCCCAGAUCCGACCUGCGGUCGAGAGUAUCCGCACAACUGCCAGCCUGGCUAAGGAGGAAGUAGGCCUUGCAAAAGCCCAGUACGAUCGUCUGAACCAAGAUGAGCAACGGAAGGUUCAAAAAAGCCUUUUAAAACAGAGCCGGAAGUCGAGCAAAGGUAUCCAAAGCCUUGGGAGGGAUACAAGGCUCCAGACAAAGUUACGUAAAUGGGAGUUAUUAUUGAACAGUUUAUCAUCCUACGAUUACCAAACAGUAUACAAAAAUGCUAGGUCUAAGCGCCACAAAGGCACGGCAGAAUGGGCAUUUGACACGCAGAUAUUCAAAGACUGGUAUUACAAUGAUCAGUCGGCUGUGCUCAACAUCACAGGAAAGAUCGGUUCCGGAAAGACCGUCCUCACGUAA